AAAAAUGUCUGCCUAAGGGAAACUCGCAAGUUACAUACAGGGGAUAUUUGCAAAAUAUAAUUCUUUCAAGGUUGAAAUCGUUGUCUGUCAGACGCGCAAAAGGAAGACAAGUCAACUAUAGGCACACCAGAUCGCCCUAGUUGGAUUUUCAAACGAGAAAAGAUUUAGUUAAAGAUCGCAAAGAUGAACCCACAACAGCGGAUUGCCGCUAUUGGAACCGAUAAGGAGUUGAGUGACCUGCUGGACUUUAGUGCGAUGUUCUCCCCACCAGUAAGCAGUGGGAAGAACCGGCCAACCACCCUUGCAAGCAGUCAGUUCACCACUGCAGGUAUGGAUGAGCGGACAACUCAGGCGUCAUGGGCCCCAGGUGGCCAGUCCAGUCCCUCCUACGAGUCCUCCAGAGGGUUUGCAGACAGUCCUCAUUAUGCAGAUCAUCUGAGUGACAGUCGAUUAGUGUCCCAUGAAGGAUUGUCCCCAACACCUUUCAUGAGUCCCAACAUAAUGGGAAAGUCAGAGCGACCUGCGUUUCCCGGCUACGCAAGGGAGCCAGGUGUGUCAGGAUGCCAGUCGAAUCUGCGCUCAGACAUGGCUUUGGACAGCCCGGGUCAGGUGAACACACCUGGGAAGAGCCCCGCCCCCUUUUACCCCUUCACCGGCUCCAGCACACGAAGACGCUCACUGCAGGAAUCGCCCGCCAUGGAUCCUCUCCAAACAAAGAAAGUGCGCAAGGUUCCUCCUGGCCUUCCAUCAUCUGUGUACGCUCCGUCCGCUAACUCAGAGGACUUUAACAGAGACUCCUCCUCCUACCCCACCACCAAGCCCCCCAGCAGCAUGUUCACCAGCACUUUCUUUGAUGGGACCCACAACUCCUCGGAUCCCUGGAGUUCGUCCAAUGGGAUCAGUCAGCCUGGCUACGGCACAAUGAUGGGCGGAGCCUCGUCUCACAUGUCACAGUCCGGAAACUAUAGCAACCUGCACUCACACGACAGGCUGCAGAACUACCCUGCUCACUCGGUGUCUCCAUCAGGCGUGAGCGUCAGUCUCCCCCCCAUGUCCAGCUUCCAUCGCUCCUCCAGCACCAGCAGCUCCCCCUUCGUCCCCACACACACUCCUCCGGUCAACACCAGCGAGGGCGUCAUGGCUGCACCCAAUCGGGGGAACGCCACAGGAAGUUCGCAGACGGGAGACGCACUGGGCAAAGCGCUUGCGUCGUGUGUGUGUGUGUGUGUUUGGCAGAAGCACCGUGUCCAGCAGCAGCUUCACGAGCAUCUGCAGGAUGCCAUGUCCUUCCUAAAGGACGUCUGUGAGUCCCGUAUGGAGGAUCGUCUGGACCGUCUGGACGAUGCUAUCCACGUCCUGCGGAACCACGCAGUGGGCUCCACCACCACCCUGCCCAGCGACCUCCACAGCCUGCUCGGCCAGACCCACAACGGACCAAUAGCAGCCAUCGGAGCCAAUUUCCCCGCCUCCGGAUUGGUCAGCAACCGGACGGCAUCCAUGGGUGGAGCUCACCGUGAUGAGGCGGGCAGUUUGAGCACCAAUCACAGUGGCCUGCCCAGUAAUGGCCCCUCCCCCAGCAAUGAGAUCAACCACCAAGCUGAUGGGUUCAGAGGAUUGGCGGGCAGCUUGGCCAGUCAGGUGGCCGCCGCUCUGGAGCUAAAGAUGGAGAACCCGGACAAGGAGGAACUUCCUGACCACGCCUCCUCCGAGGACCUCAAGUCCGACGACGAGAGCGAGAGGAGGGACAUCAAGACUCCCCGCGGCGGCACCCGCACCAGCAGCAUCAACGAGGACGAGGACCUGCCCCCGGAGCAGAAGGCGGAGCGUGAGCGCGAACGCAGGAUGGCCAACAACGCGCGCGAGCGCCUACGCGUGCGCGACAUCAACGAGGCCUUCAAGGAGCUCGGACGCAUGUGCCAGCUGCACCUGAAGAGCGAGAAGCCGCAGACCAAGCUGCUCAUCCUGCACCAGGCCGUCGCAGUCAUCCUCAACCUCGAGCAGCAAGUCAGAGAGCGGAACCUGAACCCCAAAGCAGCCUGCCUUAAGCGGAGAGAGGAGGAGAAGGUGUCCGGGGUGUCAGAGCCCCAGCAGCCUCACACAGCUGUACACCCCGGCCUCAGCGACACAGCCAACCCUAUGGGCCACCUCUGAGAUCAAAGAUGCCCUGGAUCAAGUGUGUAAGAUAGCAGUGGUGACAUGGCUUCCCACCGGCCGGCAGGACUCCCAGCUUGUGACACAGAUUCGAAGAGACACAUCACUCGAAGCGAGAUUUAAAAAAAGAAAAAGAAAAAAAAGAGAAAACCGAAUAGAAGAAAAGUAACCCCAGCACGGUGGAGAGGACUAAACUGGCCAGUGUCCAGACUCCCCAGGAUGCAGACAGAAUCUCAGCCCCACAGAAGAAAAACAUUUUUUAAAAAGAAAAGAAAAGAAGAAAAACAACAACUUUGAAUGACAGAAAGCCCCAGACUUCAGCACAUACCAGUGUCUGUGUGCAGAGUGUCACAUCUGACCAAUCAGAGACUGUCUCCAUUGUCUAACCCCCCCCCACCCCCCCCCACCCCUCGGGGAAGCAGCCUUGUGCCUAAACUGAAUUUGACGAAUGCAUUGUAACAGCAGUUAUUUUUGUUUAUUGGUUUGUUUAUCAUUUCAUUUGUUGUCUUGUUUUUCUAUUUAUUAUGUUACUGAGCUAUAAAGUCUAUGUUUAAAGGGAAAGAUACAACAUUGCUUUGAGAGGCCGAUGACGUUUCAGUUGAUCUACAGUUUGCCAGGGACCGAGCAAAGCUAGCGAUGUUAGCGAUGUUAGCACUCUCGCCUCUUAUGUCUGAGCUGAGUUCAGUGAAGCCAUGAAGAUCAUGAGAUUAAUAUAUAUUUUAGCCCGUUCAGAUCAAAUAAUUUAUGUUCUCAAAAAAGAAUUGGCACCACCAGAUGCUCAAAGAUUCUCAAUGAUGAAAAACAAAAGUGUUUCUUUGUUUUUUUAUUUUGUUUUAGAUAAUAUAUUAUUUAUAUUUAUAUAGUACACAAAUGUCAAACCAAAACUACCUAUGUACUUGUUUCAGCUCAGACUGUAUCCAGCAAAAGGCACUAGAGAGGAUUGCAGGAGUGCACACAAAGGUCAUAGGAGAGAUCAAAGGUUAAAGGUCAAGAAGCGCCUGGUUUCUGCAUCAGUAGGGAAGAAUGGCAAACUCUAGCUUUCCUGAAAGGUCAAGCGUGGGCUGUUAGCCAGACGUGUUCUCCACCAGGGACUGUUCACACGCAGCGAACGAGAGAGAGAGAGAGAGAGAGCACACGCAUUUAGCAUUAAAUGGCACCAGAUAGCGGCAGAGUUAUGCCCAGAUCUGGGCCAGACACAGGCUUUUGGACUCGCUGCUGUCCAGGCCAUGCAUUCCCUGCCAGGUCUCUUCAGUGUCUUAAGGAGCGGAGGAAGAGGAUUGGGACUUUCCCGCCUUUUCUCUUCCGGAGAGAGCGAGCAGGAAAACAACGGCUCACCCUGAAGAUCGUUUGCUUUGUUAGCUCGGUUUCUGAUUGGCUGAGGAGCUCUGGAGGUGUGGCUAGACAUGACAUAGACAUCCAGAACUCUUCAGUUGAAACCAUGGCAACCAUGGAGAGGCAGUAGAUUAACAGACAAAAAACUAAAGUAAUAAAAGGAAAAAAAAGAAAAAACUUUUUUAAAAAAACAACGAAGACCACAUCAUCAUCUGGCCUGAGUUCAAGUUUUACAUUAUUUUUGUCUUUCUGUCUAGUAAUACAGUACAAUUAACAAUUCCAAAAAAAUCAUACAAAAAAUCAUUACUCAAAAUAACCGUGUCAUAUGUUUAUUUGUAAUAUAUGUAUGCAAAGCAUUUCUUUAGGCUUCACUCUACAGCGUUGUUACAUUGAGUGUAAUUUAGCCAUAGGAGGUUCAAAGUUGUUUAGAAUGCCUCCUUAGCCCCACCCCCACUUGAGCAGCAGAAAUGGCUGAUGGGAAAUGUAGGCGUUGUAGUCAGAAGAGUUGACUUGGGGGAGUUGAACUGAAGCCCCAUCAGUCCUGGUGACCAGAAGAACAAAAAGCAGCUCUAGAGCGCACUCAGUCUCAUUCUCAUCACUCCCUUCUCCCCUCCCAUUCUUUACACUGUUGUUUUUUAAGCUUUUGGUGUGUGUGUGUGUGUGUGCGUGCGUGCGUGCGUGUGUGUGUGUGCUGUACAUUCUCUGGCUUUCAAUGCUCUAUCUCUAUCUGUCUGAGAUCUCCUCUAUCUUCCUUGCCUCCUGUCUUCCGAUAAUCAUCCAACUGUCUGACAAGGCCCUCACAGCCCCACUAGGUUCUGACUAGAACCGCAGCGAUCUGUUCUCACAUAAUACCAGUUCUUCCAUAGCAGACUAGAACCACACAAUGACCAGUUCUUCCAUAGCACAGAAGAGAACCACACAACAUUUGAUUAUUUCAUAGAACACAGACUAGAAUCACACAGCCACUGUAACCAGUUAUCUGAUUGCAUAGACUAGAACCACACAACUGCAGGUACCGGUUCCUGCCAAACAGAACCACAUAAAACUACAGCACUCUCAAAACCACAAUAGCGUUCUUAUAAGUUAUCACUCAGCACAGAGACCAGAAUCACCAAGCUAUAGUUAACGGAACAGAACUACAAAAACACACUUACUAGUUCUCUUCUGGAGCAGACCACAAAAUCACAGAACCGCUCCUCAGAACUACAUUUUUCUUUUACACAGCAAUCAAUCAGCAUAAGCCCCAUGAUGAUGUCUGAAGUUAUCGUCCAGUCAGCGCUUCCCAGCGUAGUGUGUGGCCUUGUUGAACUCUAUAUUUGAGAGCUUGUGUCGCCUCUAUCCCUGCUCAGUCAGUAGUCAAGCUGAAGUUCUGUCAUUGCUGCCAAUUUCCAAUUUGUUUAUUUUAUUUCUAUUUUCAGCCAUCUGUUUGUUUGUUUGUUGUUUGUUUGUUUGCUCCUUUGUUGGCUAAUGUUAGACUUUAAUGUAUUCCCAAAUGCUUUCCCUCGUGAGAUAUAUGACAAAAAAAAAAAAAAAAAAAAAAAAAAACAUUUGGCUUAUUUUUCACUCUAGUUAUAGUCUUUUAUACUAUAAUAUUGUAAGAACAUUUCUUGAAUUCUAAAUAUUACUCUUUCUAGAUUUUUGAAAUCAAAAGUUUUGAGUAAAAAAGUUUCUUACUUUAUUUUACUAUAUUAGAUAGUAAAAGAAAACAAACAAAGUACGGUUAAUUACCAUAACCUAUCAAUUACCAUAACCUAUCAAUUACUAUCAGAAACAAAAGAAAAACAAUGAGGCGUAGUGGCAUCUUAAGAACACAGUAGGAUUGUAGCUCUGUGUAGGUAAGAACAGGGAUUCCGAGCUCAAUGUUCUUAGAGGAUGUUCUCAACGUCAUAAUCUCCACUGCAGUUGAUGGUUGACGAGUGAUUUGCACCCGUGGUGAAAUGUAAGGUUUUUGUUGUCAAAUGCACAUCUUUAAAGGACAAAAUAAGAGAAACAAACUUAAAAUAAUAACCACGAACCAGCAGGAGAAGAGAUGAAGAGUUGAUACUUUCUGUCUCUGUAACAGGAAACACAAUGUGUAUAUAACAUGUAGCAAUAAAGGUGCCAUGUUUCUUAA
Alosa alosa (allis shad) is the source of this 5596-nucleotide messenger RNA. It is a transcript of the gene tcf12, whose product is annotated as transcription factor 12. The record is from RefSeq and is a predicted model, not a curated record. The transcript has 19 exons. Gene Ontology annotation, cellular component: transcription regulator complex. Gene Ontology annotation, biological process: regulation of transcription by RNA polymerase II. Gene Ontology annotation, molecular function: DNA-binding transcription factor activity, RNA polymerase II-specific; protein dimerization activity; RNA polymerase II cis-regulatory region sequence-specific DNA binding. Bases 184 to 2151 code for a protein of 655 amino acids. Lineage: Eukaryota; Metazoa; Chordata; Actinopteri; Clupeiformes; Clupeidae.